GAAGAUAUAGAAAAAGAAAGAAAGAAGAAGAAGAAGAAGAAGAAAGAUCAAAGAUGAUACUAAGAGCAGCCCUAAGGGGCAUCGUCCUUUUCGUUAUACUCAUUGGAAGAUCGGUCGAUGCUCAAGACGAUGACUCUUUAGCCGGCAGCUUCUUAUCAGGUCUCUUGGAUUCUAUAACCAGCACGGCAAAGAGUGCAGAUUGUCCUGGUGUUUGCGUGCAUGCACUUGCAACCUUGAUGUGCGACGAAGUACUCGAAGAUGUUCAAUGUCCAACGAGUAGCAUGCGAUGCUGUAUCAUCGAGCCGGUUAAUUCUUCUUCUUCGUCGUCUUCCGAUGAAAAUCUCGUCGAGCAAACAACGACUCCUAUAAUUUUGUCGACUACGACUCCGUCUACGACGACGACGACGACGACGACAACGACGACAACGACGACGAUACCGACGACGACGACGACGAUGACGACAGCGGCAACGACGACGACGAUGAAAACGACCACUACGCUCGCCUCUACCUCGAUUUCUACUACAGCCAGUAAACAAAACGAGCCAGAUGAUAAAUCUCAAGGAAAAACGUGCUCGGGAAUAUGUAUGCCGGAAAGGAUAGCCGAUUAUUGCGAUGCUAUACUCGCUAUAGACUCUCUCUGCAAGUCGGGACACAAAUGUUGCGUCACGAGAGAUGCCUUUGGUGAUUCUCCACCAGCGGAAUUAUUGGUGAUCGAUCGAACAAACACAAGUCGAAACAAUACGUCUAACAAAAAUGGUAUGUCUUCUCAAACGAGUACGAGACCUGGUAUUCACUCAACGAAUCCAUCAAUGGCUACGACGACGACAACUAGUACAACAUGGACGUCGACUAAACAACCGUCGACGGCAAUUGCGACAACAACGAGUACGACGACGAUGCAAACAAGACCAAAACCUACUUUGAGAAAACCGUGUAAAGGCGAAUGUACCAGCGGCCUAUAUGCUCUCUUCUGUGAUAACAUCGAUACAGAAGCUGAUUGUCCAGGAGAUGGAUCUUGUUGCAUUACCGAAUUACCUGUUAAAGAGGAAGCAACGACGACCGUCCGUCCGACUACAAGGCCUUCGCCUCCUCAACCUAAACUACCACCUUGCCCUGGUUUCUGCUUGCUGACAAUCAUGGCAGCAUUCUGUGAACGACCAAACGUGAUUAUUGCUAAAACAUCCACUUGCCAAUCUGGAUCGAUCUGCUGUGACAACACGAAAAGUCCGCCGCAGACUCCAAGACCACGACCGAGACCUACUACGAGACCAACAACCACCAUAACUUUACCACCCGAUCCACGUCCGGAGUGUCCUGGUUCUUGCAUCGUAUCCUACUUAUCCUUCACUUGCUUCAGAAAUGCAGAAUUAACGAGUUUGUUCAAGUGCAAGAAACAGGGACAUCAAUGUUGCGCACCGAAAUCAUUAAUCAGAGAACUUCACGGUGGAAAUAGUAGUGAACCGAUUUUGACUAAUAGAAAUGAUACUUACAACAAUAUCGUUACGGCUAGACCACAUACGACAGUCUUUGCUCCAACAGUUUACGAAACGACGACGAUGACGAUAUCGACGACUACGAAGAGUCCAGUGUACAGUAAAUAUGUAUGCGGUGUAAAAGGAACUUCUCGUGGCCCGAUUCAAGCUCGUAGUUCCGAAAGAGUGGCUCGUGUAGUUGGAGGGGAAGAUGCAGAUGCCAACGAAUGGUGUUGGCAGGUUGCUCUUAUUAAUUCUCUUAAUCAGUAUCUUUGUGGUGGAGCUCUUAUCGGUACUCAAUGGGUGUUGACAGCAGCGCAUUGUGUUACAAAUAUCGUGAGAUCCGGUGACGCGAUUUAUGUGAGAGUCGGAGAUCACGAUUUAACUCGCAAAUAUGGUAGUCCUGGUGCGCAAACGUUAAGAGUCGCUACGACUUACAUUCAUCACAAUCACAAUAGUCAGACUUUAGACAAUGAUAUAGCUCUAUUGAAAUUAUAUGGCCAAGCGGAAUUAAAGGACGGAGUUUGUCUUGUUUGUUUACCUGCUAGAGGAGUUAGUCAUACGGCUGGUAAACGGUGUACAGUUACUGGCUACGGAUACAUGGGCGAAGCUGGUCCCAUUCCUCUUCGAGUACGUGAAGCAGAAAUACCGAUCGUUAGUGAUGCCGAAUGUAUCAGGAAAGUAAACGCCGUGACGGAAAAAAUCUUUAUACUUCCAGCUAGUAGCUUUUGUGCGGGUGGAGAGCAGGGUAAUGAUGCGUGUCAGGGUGAUGGAGGAGGUCCAUUGGUUUGCCAGGAUGAUGGCUUUUACGAAUUAGCAGGUUUAGUAUCGUGGGGCUUUGGCUGUGGAAGGUUGGAUGUUCCUGGUGUUUAUGUUAAAGUAUCCGCCUUUAUCGGUUGGAUAAAUCAAAUCAUAUCGGUGAAUAAUCUUUAAUCGUCUUAUACAUGUUACUGAAAGAAUCCGAAAGAACUGAAACGUUUAUUUAUUAUUAAUAAAACGUUAAUACACUUUGGUGCGCAUUGCGUUGUAAUAUGUUUAACGACGUGGUGCACGCGUAACGAGGAUGACGAAUAAAUUGUUUACAAUCGUCGUCGGAAGCAUUGAAUGCCUGUGCCAAAAAAUUAUAUUUUAUAAAAUGCUAAGCUAAUUUUUUGUUAUGCGUGCAACUCCGUGGGAUUUUUGAAUAAUAAGUGAACAAGAGGCUCGAUAAAAAAGUCCCCAUUUUUUUUUUUUUUUUUUUUUUUUUUUUAGGCAAACUUUGUGUGCUCCAUUUUGGCGCACUUAUGACAAUAAGAAAAACAAUAUUUUUCUAAUGUCAACGGUCCAAGAUAAAUUUCUUUUCUGUGCGCUCAUGUGCACGUGCAUUAAUAAUUUAAAUUUAUUUUUUAUGUAUUAAAAAAGAAAAA
Molecule: messenger RNA, 2881 nt
Organism: Vespula pensylvanica (western yellowjacket)
Lineage: Eukaryota; Metazoa; Arthropoda; Insecta; Hymenoptera; Vespidae
Gene: mas
Product: protein masquerade-like
Exons: 11
Coding region: 54-2408 (784 amino acids)
Biological process (GO): proteolysis
Molecular function (GO): serine-type endopeptidase activity
Source: RefSeq, a predicted model, not a curated record